Messenger RNA from Hevea brasiliensis (rubber tree), 1922 nucleotides. Its product is annotated as myb family transcription factor EFM. Gene Ontology annotation, biological process: regulation of DNA-templated transcription. Lineage: Eukaryota; Viridiplantae; Streptophyta; Magnoliopsida; Malpighiales; Euphorbiaceae. The transcript has 4 exons. Gene Ontology annotation, molecular function: DNA-binding transcription factor activity; DNA binding. The record is from RefSeq and is a predicted model, not a curated record. The coding region runs from base 261 to 1640 and encodes 459 amino acids.
CGUGUCUCGAUCCUCCUUGCAUUCACAAACAACAGCUUCUUCCUCUCUCUCUCUCUCUCUCUCUCUCUCUCUCUAACCUACUUCUAACUCCAAGAGCCCAGACAAGCUCCUUUGCUGUUUGUUUCUUCUUCCUACAUAUCCUGUUCUUGUUUUUAGCAUGAACGUUGAGAACAAGAACGUGUUUCUUGAGUAAAGAGAGUUUGGUUUCUUGAUUCUUGCUGCUGCUGCUCUUCAUUAAUUUACGUGAAAAUUAAAAGGAUAUGGCCUCUCCGUCUGAGCUAACCCUGGAUUGCAAACCCCACAGCUAUUCUAUGCUAUUGAAAUCUUUUGGAGACCAGAAUGACCAGACUCAAAAGAUUGAAGAGUUUCUCUCUUGCCUUGAGGAAGAAAGGCUAAAGAUCGAUGCAUUCAAGCGCGAAUUGCCCCUUUGCAUGCAACUUCUCACCAACGCUAUGGAGACUUCAAGGCUGCAAAUACAAGCCUAUAGAGCAAAUCAGGGGCCAAGGCCCGUUCUUGAAGAAUUCAUACCACUCAAAAACACUCCCUCUGAAACCUUGGAUAAGUCCUCAAACAUCUCUGAUAAGGCAAACUGGAUGACUACAGCUCAACUCUGGAGCCAAGAAAGCAACGAAACCAAACCUCAAACCACAUUAACCGCUUCCCCUAAAGAAACUAAUCUAGGAUUCAAUGUUAGUUCCAAGCUGGGUUUAGACACCAAACAAAGAAAUGGAGGAGCUUUCCUUCCAUUCUCAAAAGAACGAAACCUGUGUCCAAGCCCAACCUUGGCUCUUGCUUCUGCUGAGCAAGAAACGGAAGACAAGAAAUGUUUGGAAAUUGAAAGUGGGUUUUCUUGUUCAAAGAGAGAGAAUCCUGGUAAGAUUGGCAAUAAUAAUGGUGGGGUAAUAGUAAUUGAACCAGGAAAAGGGACAGGUAAUUCAUCUUCUGAUGGGCAAGCAACAAAUGCUGUGACAGGUAAUGGUACAGAUAAUAAUACAACUUCUAGCACUACAACAAGCUGUCAAACUCAUAGGAAGGCAAGAAGGUGUUGGUCCCCAGACUUGCACCGGAGAUUCGUGAAUGCUCUGCAAAUGCUUGGAGGUUCUCAAGUGGCCACACCAAAACAAAUCAGAGAGCUCAUGAAGGUUGAUGGUUUGACCAAUGAUGAAGUUAAAAGCCACCUGCAGAAAUAUAGGCUUCACACAAGGAGACCUAGUCCAAGCCCACAAACAGCUGGAGCCCCAACACCUCAGCUCGUCGUUCUAGAAGGCAUAUGGGUCCCGCCGGAGUAUGCCACCGCAGCUGCAGCAGCUCACAGCUGGGCCCCUACCCUCUAUGGUACCCACCCAGCUUCCCAUGCACCGCCACCUCACUUUUGUGCCUCACCACCUGUUCCCCAAGAAUUUUACACUGCAGCAGCAUCAGGUCCAUCUCCGCCGCCGCCUCCUCACCACCAACACCAAACAUUCCAUCACCAACUACAUCUGUACAAGGCCACAUCACAGGCUCAUAGCUCGCCGGAGUCUGACGUAAGGGGCACUGGAGACCGAUCUGAAAGCAUUGAAGAUGGAAAGUCAGAAAGCAGCAGCUGGAAGGCUGAGAGUGGCGAGAAUGGUGGAGAGAGAAAAGGUUGGCUGCAUUGAUUGAAGAUGGCAAUGAAAGCAACUGAAGUGAGAUAAGUCUCAAGCCUCUGCGGCAUUAGGAUUAGGGUUUAGGGUUAAUUAGGUUUUGGAGUUUCAAUUUCUAACUGCGAUGUGCUAUGUAUUAACUCUAUUCUCUAUUUGAUGUCAAAUAUCUUCCAUAGAGAGAGAGAGAUAGAGAGAGAGAGAGGAGUGAAAAGGGCAUAAGGAGAAAGUGAGUGUUUGUAUUGUUCUUGGUAACAUCCUCCAUGAAAAUGAUUGAAACAUUGUUUUCUUUUUUUGUUC